GCCUGAUGACGUACAAUGUUGGUACGCACCAAAAGAUGCAUUUGUAGAUGAAUUAAUGCUGAAAGUCGCGAAAAUGCUUCAUACAACUAUUCAAAUAGCCGACAGCGAAAUCAGUCUUGUGCGUUCACGUUAUACGAAAAAUGAUACUUCCAAGGUACUAUGGGCGAUAUUCGAGAUUGAUAAACUCACAUCUGGAAAAUCAAAAGUAUUGGAAUAUAAAAUACGUUCAUCGGAAAUAGGUGAAAAUCGUAUGAUCAUGAUGCAUGAGGAUGAACCUGCUUAUAGAGAUCCGUAUAUAUUAAGUGGUUUCAUGGCUCUGCAAAUGGCAAUUGAAAAAUCUUUCGUAGAGAUGUGGACAAAUCCGACACUACCAAGAAUUGCUGAUAAUUUAACUAUUGGCCGAUUUCCAUUUUAUAAAGUUGAUUUUUUAAUUCUGCCAUACGUCAUUCGACCCAAUAUCAGCAUAAUCUAUUAUAUGAUGGUUAUUGCCUUCAUUCUAUUACCAAUAGCGACGCUAAAAAAGGCACUUCAUGAUAAAGAAACUGGAUUCAGAGGUCUUAUGAGAUUAACGAAUAUGUCUUUCGCAAUGUUAUACGUCGGAUGGAUUAAUUAUCUUAUGAUCACCUUGUUACCCGUGACGAUUGCGUGUACAAUCAUUCUAUAUCCAGUGUUCUCAGCCGCAAAUGCAUUAGUCACCGCCAUAUUUAUCAUGAUGUAUAAUAUUCUCUCUAUGCUCUUCAUGUUCACCGUUAGCACACUUUUCGAUCAUUGUAAGUUAUGUAAACAUUGGAAUAAAACAGGAGUAUCUACGAAAGCAUUGCUCAUGUCGGUUCUGUUUUGGCUCUUUUUAACGCAUUUGACUAUCGUUCUGGAUCAAUUUCUGAUACAAGAAUCCAUCUUAUGGAUCAGUUCGCUAUUUCUUCCGCAUAGUGGUUUGCUAUAUGGAAUAGUGGCUUUCACAACAUGCACAGGUUUCGAGGAUUACGAAAGCGAAAAUUUGAGAAAUAUUUGGAAAAAAGUGAAAUUGCGCAAUUAUACCAAUCCUACUUCAUAUCUGUGGCCACAAUGGUUUUCUGAAUUGAUAACAUUACGAGAUACUUAUGAUAUCAUUCAUGCCGGAGAACAAAUUUCCAUUGGCACAAUUCUUUUUGCAUGGCUAUUACAUAUUAUUUUCUGGUAUUUAUUAGCAGUAUACUUGGAUAAUAUAAAUCCAGGAAAAUUUGGCAGCGCAAAACCCUGGUAUUAUUUAUGCAAAAAACCUAUUUAUGAUAAUGAAGAUUUAACAAUUCUUGGAUCUACUAAUUGGUCGGCAGUGGAACAUACACCAUCAUACAUAAAGCCAUCUAUUCGGGUGAGAUGUAUUAGGAAGGAAUUCGGCAAAAUUGGCGAACCCAUUACGGCUAUAAAUGAUGUAACGAUUAAUUUCUAUCAUCAAGAACUCAGUGUCAUUUUGGGUUAUAAUGGAUCUGGCAAAAGUUGUUUGUUAAAGAUAAUUAUCGGAAUGUACAAAUCGACUCAUGGUCACGUCUAUGUGGAAGGAAAAAAUUAUAACGAGAAGGAAAAUGUAAUGUAUCCAGUUGGUUACUGUCCGCAAGAAAAUAUAUUAGUUUAUUACUUAACAACGAUACAGCAUCUUUAUAUAUUUGGUAUGAUGAAAGGGAUGACGUAUGAAGAUGCUUAUAGAGAAUCACUAAAGCUAUUGAAGCAGCUCGACUUAGAAUAUGUAAAAGAUACAAAAGUGAAAUCUUGUCCCUUUGAAACACAGAGAAGAAUUUGUUUAGCAAUGGCACUUAUCGGCAAUACUACAAUCCUGAUCCUUGAUGAACCUACAUAUGGCCUUGACCCUGAACAUAAAAGACAGAUAUGGGAUUUACUUUUGGAUAUAAAAAGAAACAAGACAAUUCUAAUAGCAACAAAUUCUAUAGAAACUGCAGAUCUUCUUGCAGAUAGGAUUGCUAUUAUUGCAAACGGGCAGAUCGAAUGUUACGGUUCUAAGAUGUAUCUAAAUCGUAGAUAUGGAAUCGGCUAUAUUUUGAGUUUAUUGGUACAAGAGAAUUGUAAUAUAAAACGAAUCCAUACCGAAAUACAACAAUUCUCAGCGGAUGCAAUUACUCUGCGAGGCAUAAUGGGUUUGGUAAUAAGAUUUGAUGUGCCGAGGCACAGUCGAUUCACUAAAUUGCUCCAAUAUUUAGAAUCCAAUAAGGAAGAAUUGAAAAUUAAGUCAGUUGCACUGAGUGCUGCUAGCAUUGAGGGUCAAUUUCUCAGAAUAAGUUUAGAAAGCCAUUUUAAAGAACGUAACAUAAAAUUACCAAGCAGUAAGUGCGAACUUAUUGUGCAACAAAGACGACAACAUUUGUUACAGAGAGCUGAACCAUGGGAGCGAUUGACCGGUAAUACUUUAUGGCGACAACAAGUUUUUGUUAUGUUUUAUAAGAAAUUAUUACACAUCGUUUCAUCCUGGAAACUAUACAUGUUUUCCAUAAUUUUGGCGAUUAUUACUCUUAUUUUAACCACUAUGAUAGGCGAAUUGAGCGGUUUCACACUUUUUGACAUGACAUCAUUAAUCAUCAUGGGUAAAAUAAAUAAUUAUAUGUAUAGCGAGAAAGUAAUGAAUCUGACAAGUUAUAUGGAUAAUAACUUUCACGUGCUAUAUUAUGCAGCCGAUGACAAAUCCAUCAAAGAUUUUCUUGUCACAUUAUACAUUACUGGUCAAAUGUACAGUGAGAGGCAUAAUUAUCAUAUCUCCAAAAACGUUCCGGCCACAGAUCUUAUGAUACACCCUGACUUACACUCGAUAGAGUUUAGGGAUCGUUAUGUCAUGUCUGUCGACAUAUAUACAGAUGGAUAUGUGCAACUUAUGUAUUCGUCCACUGCGGUACAUAGUGGACCAAUUGCAUUAAAUUUACUGCAUAAUGCGUUGUUGCGUUAUCAUUGCGGUUCAGACGAUUGUUGGAUCAAACUAACAAGUCGACCAAUAAUUCAGCCAGGACAGUGGCAACACCUUUUGCUCCAUCCACGAAGUAUACGGAAUUGGGAAAACGCCGCUGUAGUAAUGACUUUGUUCCUUCUUCUACCCUCUAUUGACAUGGGAAUACGAGAACGAAAGGCAACAUCAAAAAUGCUGCAGACUAAUGCGGUCGGUAUGUCUAUACGGAUCUAUUGGAUUCCGAUAUACAUCAUUGAUUUCCUUUGGUACGCUUUUUCCAUAAUGCUUCUCGGAAUUGUUAUUUUAAUUGCGUAUCGCCGCACUCUGUACUUCUCAGCUUUAGAAAUAGGUAAGAAUUAUAAAAUAUGUAAAAGGUUAAUCUUUGCUCAUACAAUCAAUGUUUCAGUCCAAGUGCUGAUGAUAUUUUUAUGUUACGGUGGGUGCGCCAUUCCAUUAGGUUAUUGCAUACAACUUUUCACGAGAAAACCAGGAAAUGUAUAUCUAACCGUAAUAUUGAUCAAUAUUAUAGUCAUAUUAUUGGUAAAUGGUACUAUUAUAUUUCCAUUGGUAUUUCGUAUAUUCAGCGGUACCGGAAGAUAUAUAUUCGAAGUUUUCGUACAUAUAUUUCCACCUUAUAUUCUAGCUUGUGCUUUAAGCAAUUAUCUUAUACUAACUUUAUACAAUAGACAAUGCGCAUAUUUCAAUACCUGUGAUACAGAAUUUUAUGUUGAAGAUCCUUGUUGUCAAAAUUGUAACGAUAAAGGUUGUUAUAAGCCUUUAGACGUCAUGCUGAUCAAACAAUCUGGCUCCAUGUAUUAUCAUUCGGUUAUAGACGACAUACUUUUAAUGAUAUCUCAAAUGUUUGCUUUUUAUAUAUUACUAGAAAUUUUUGAAGAGAAAAAUCGUAGAAAGUGGUAUAAUUACUUUAUGCCUUCCAUAAAGUAUGAUGAUGAGGAUGUAAAUUCGGAAGUCGUAGAGGAAAGGAAACGAGUCGAAGAAUACAUGAAAUACUAUGAUGAAACAAAAUCGCUUCCACCACAAGUUGCUCUUGUUGUUCAAAAUUUAACAAAAGAAUAUGCUGGAAAAGCAGUGGUUCAAGAAAUCAAUUUUAGUAUCUACAAUCAAGAGUGUUUUGGUUUGUUAGGAUUUAAUGGUGCGGGAAAAUCAACGAUAUACAAAAUGUUAACAAGUCAAGUAAAAAUGUCGGCCGGAAGAGCAGUAAUAUAUGGAUAUGAGUUCGCAAAAAAUCAAGAUAUGUUCGUAGGUAUGAUCGGAUACUGUCCACAAAUUAAUGGACUAAGUGAUUUUAUGACAGGAAGACAAUACUUACAACUUCAUGCAGCACUUCGUGGUGUUCCGUACAAACAUAUCAAUGAUGAAGUAAACAAAUGGUUAGAUGUAUUAGAUAUGUUAGACUUUGAGAAUUUAAAGAUCGCUCAUUGCUCCUUGGGAAUUCAGAGGAAGCUUUGUAUAUUGCAAAGUUUUAUAGGCGAUCUGCCGAUGGUAUUUAUGGACGAACCUUCCGCCGGGAUUGAUAUAAUAACCAGACAUGCAAUCUGUGAAAUUUUGCAUCAUAUACGAGAGAUGGGAAGAUCUAUAUUAAUCACUACGCACAGUAUGCGCGAAGCAGAAGCGAUGUGUACGCGUGUUAGUUUCUUAGUUAACGGCCAAUUUAGCACAAUUGGAUCCUGCGAAUAUCUAAAAGCAAAGCAUGGCCGUAACUUUAUACUAAACAUUAAAGUAAUACCAGGAUAUCAACUUGCAAAUCUUGAAAAGAUUAAGACAAUUAUCGAAGAAACUUUUCCAAUGAUAAAAUUUAAAGAUAGUUAUUUGAGACCAAAGACCAAUUUGCUCAAGAUGUCGUUAUCCGUUGUCUCGUUGGUACGACACCUUCGUGGGGUGGGAAUGCUGGAGGGUGGUGGCGCUCCGCCGAAAACGACGGUUGAAAGUCGCAUCGGCUUCUCGCGUGGGACUUUCAGGUAG
Molecule: messenger RNA, 4909 nt
Organism: Pogonomyrmex barbatus (red harvester ant)
Lineage: Eukaryota; Metazoa; Arthropoda; Insecta; Hymenoptera; Formicidae
Product: ATP-binding cassette sub-family A member 17-like
Biological process (GO): transmembrane transport
Cellular component (GO): membrane
Molecular function (GO): ATP hydrolysis activity; ABC-type transporter activity; ATP binding
Source: RefSeq, a predicted model, not a curated record